This is a messenger RNA of Jaminaea rosea, 1167 nucleotides long. RefSeq lists its product as hypothetical. NCBI's taxonomy places the organism in Eukaryota, Fungi, Basidiomycota, Exobasidiomycetes, Microstromatales. The record is from RefSeq and is a predicted model, not a curated record. The coding region runs from base 1 to 1167 and encodes 388 amino acids. The transcript is spliced from 3 exons.
AUGGCGACAACGACGACAAUCCUCCGAGCAAAGACUCCCACCUUCGUUCAGCACCCUUAUUCUCGUAGCCACACGGCACCUCCCUGUCGCCCGCUUCGCGUCGUCAAGAAGAGCUCCCAAAACCAAGUCGACAAGUCCAGCCCUAUUCAUACGCCAAAUCAGACUCGUAGCAGCUCCCCCGUCCACUUCAACAAGCAGCGCGCUGGAGAGCAAGAGCGAGAGCGUGAACGCGACCGCAAGGCCGGAGCUCCGACCGGCCUUCCUCCUCGACCUCUAGUCAAGGCUGCCUCCUUUGAACUCAUCUCAUCGAGCCGACCACUCGCAGUAGAGAAGCAUCAACCUGAGAAGCCCAAGAUCCAGAUUGCCCCUACACCGAAGGUCGAGAUCAACAUCGUCGACAAGUCCACAGUUGUUCCCAUGACGUUGAUGUCCAAGCCCAAGACUCGGGCGCUGGCCAGGAUCAAGAAGACCUUGAAUGCCGUCGAUCUCACGAAAUGGGAAAGUGAGCUGUCCCCCAGUAACAUGAUUCAGGAGCACGAGGCCGCAGCCGCUGCGGCCGCUGUCGCUGCCGCCACUACGCCAAAGAGCAAGAGCGCCAGCCCCGAGUCCCUCAUUCCCAUCGUCAACGUGGGACGUGGACGCACCCGCGAGCCAAUCAAGGUCGCCCUGACGCGCACGAACUUCUUUCAAAUGGCAGAGAUACAAGAGACGCCUGUCAAGUUCAAAGGCCUGCCCAUCUCACCGCCCAUGCCGGUCAACACUGGACUUGAGCGUCUUGCUCGCAGCCGUGAGGUCAUGGCAGGAGCGACGCUCGGCAUCGCUAUGGCUCAUCAUCUCUCGUCACCUCCCCUCGCGGCAGUAGCCACCGCAUCAACAGUAGGAACAUUCCCGCCUCCACGUCCUCGACGACCGCCUCCCCGUCGAGAGACUCUGCCCCACGCUCAGCCCCAGCAACAAUUCCAGGAGCAACACUACACCAUGCCCACGGCCAUGCAGCGCACCGCUCGAAGCAAAGACAGCGCUGAACACUUUGAGCGCCGCCGUCGCCUCAGCGAGGCGUACUGUGACCUCGAUAUGGACGUCGAGGUGCUGAUCAAUGAGAUUCAAAUGCAUGAGGGACGCAAGGGAAAGGCCGGGGGCUACCGCGAGGCGCACCGUGAUGUCUGA